AUGGAAGAAGCUGAAGACGGUAUUGCAGUUGUAGGCAUCGGAUGCAAUUUUCCAGGGGGAGAAGGGCUCGACAAUUUCUGGAAGGUUCUGGUAGACGGGAGGAGCUGUUCUGUGCCAAUUCCUAAAGAGAGAUUUGACUUGGCCAGCUGGUAUGACCCUGAUGAAAACAAAGCGGGUAAAUCCCGCACGGCCACGGCUGCUCUCAUUGACGGGUUCAAUGAAUUUGACCACAGGUUUUUCGGCAUCAGUGACAGUGAAGUGGAACAGAUGGACCCUCAACAAAAACAGCUCCUUCAGUGUGUCUACAGGGCCUUAGAGAAUGCUGGACUUCCUAUGGAGAAGGCCAGUGGGACCAGGACUGGAGUGUUUAUUGGUCUAAUGAACAGAGAUUAUGAGACUAAUGCGGCACACGUGCACCCGAGUGUUAUCAACCACUGGACCGGCACAGGGCUUGCAAUGAGUAUUGCAGCAAACCGAGUUUCCCACAUCUUCAACUUCACUGGGCCCUCGCUGUCCAUAGACUGCGCCUGCUCAUCGUCUCUCGUGGCUCUUCAUCUUGCCUGUCAGUCCAUUAAACAAGGAGAUUGUGACAUGGCUGUUUGUGGAGGCGUCAACUAUAUAGUAGAGCCAAGAGUGUUUGUUGCUCUCAGCAAGGCCAAGAUGAUCUCACCUGAAGGGACCAGCAAACCUUUCUCCAACAGAGCAGAUGGUUAUGGUAGAGGGGAGGGCUGUGGGGUUGUUCUCCUGAAGCCGCUGGCAAAGGCUGUACAAGACCAUGACCAUAUCUGGGGUAUCAUCAGCAAAACAGCCGUCAACCAAGAUGGACGCUCAGUUACUCCAAUCACCAAACCCUCCAUGACACAACAAGAGGAACUCCUGCGCAGAAUCUACUCAGAGUCUGAUCUUGCAAAUGUACAGUACAUAGAGGCGCAUGGGACUGGAACCCCAGUUGGAGAUCCUACAGAGGCAGGGAGCAUCUCAAAUGUCAUCGCUAAAGCCAGACCUCCAGAUUCAGAGACACUCCGCAUUGGCUCUGUGAAGGGCAACAUUGGACAUACAGAAUCUGCAGCUGGAGUGGCGGGACUUAUUAAGGUUCUCCUAAUGAUGAAAUACGAGACCAUUGUUCCCUCUGUUUUCUAUUCUGAGGAGACAACCAGUGUAGAUGCCAAAGCCCUGAACAUUAGAGUUCCUAAGGAAGUAGAAAAGUGGGAAGCAUCUGGUACAAGACUUGCAGGAGUGAAUAACUUUGGCUUUGGGGGUACAAAUGCACACGCCAUUGUCAAACAGCACAAACAGUCAUGCACUGAGCAAAAGAAUGAUGGGAAACAGGCAAGAUAUUUUGUCAUGUCAGCAAAAUCACCAAAAUCUCUUACUCUGAUGAUGGAAGACACCAUUAAACAACUAGAAGGAGGCAGUGCAGUUGAUCUAGAUUCUCUGUUGUAUACAUCAGCCUGUAGGAGGAGCCAUCUAAAACAUAAAUACAGAAAGGCCAUUGUGGUUUCAUCUGUAGUUGAUCUUAAAGAAAAGUUAAGUGCAACUGCAGGCAAAAAUAUUAGCCCGUCCUACUCCCAUCCAAGGCUAGUGUUUGUCUUUUGUGGAAAUGGUGUCACUUACCAUGGCAUGUGCAAACAGCUACUAAAACACCAGCCUGUUUUCAGGGAUAAGAUCAAAGAGAUUGCACAACUUUUCCAAAGACUGAGUACGCUGAAUAUCUUGGACACACUUGGGAGUGACUUUGAGGGUAGUGACUUCAAAAGCCCACAUGUUGUCCAGCCACUCCUCUUCGCUAUCCAAGUUGGCAUUACCACCCUACUCAGACACUGGGGCGUUAAGCCUGACGCAAUACUUGGACACUCCAUUGGCGAGGUGGCAGCCGCUCACUGUUCUGGCCUUUUGUCUCUUGAGGAUGCACUAAAGGUCAUCUAUUACCGCAGCACUCUCCAGUGCAAAGUCACAGGGGGGAAGAUGCUUGUGAUCAGCAACAUGGCCGUAUCAGAGGUAACUGCUCUUCUCCCUGCUUAUUCUGGUAGAAUUUGUCUUGCUGCUUUCAAUAGCCCGCAGUCCUGCACCGUCUCAGGUGAUGCAGAUGCAAUUGAGAACCUCCAUAAGGAGCUAAGCACCUCAGGAAACAGUCAGAAUCUGUUCCUUCGUGUAUUGGAUGUCCCUACUGCUUACCACAGCCACAUGAUGGACCCAAUUCUGCAAGAAAUCAAGGAGACAAUGGGCUCCUUACAGGUGAAUGAUCUCGACACAGACCUGUUCUCAACAGUGACAGGCAAAGAAGUCCAGCAGGGGGAUUUUUGCACAGGGGAAUACUGGGCUAGAAACAUUCGUGAGCCAGUAGUUUUCGAGCAGGCAGUGAGGUCGGCAACUGAAGGAAAGAAGAAUUCAGUCUUUGUGGAGAUAGGACCAAGAAGGGCACUGCAGAGAAACAUCAUGGAAUCUCUGGGUAAUGACACAGUUGUUCUUGCAUCUGUGCAGCCAGAGAGAGAUCAUGAAACAAUAACGUCUAUUGUUUCUAAGCUGUUUGAGUUGGGUGUCCAUGUAAACUGGAACACCUUCUACAUAGGACAUGAGACAAUACCACUGCCUAUUCCAAAAUACCAGUUUGACUGCUCAGACAGAGAUGUUAUCAUUGGAGCAGCACAGAAAAACACAGCAAGUAAUCAUCCUGUGCUCUGUUGGUCAGGGAGCAAAAGCAACGUUUUCAGCUGUGAUCUGAAGUCGGACUCUUUGUUCUACCUGAAAGAGCACAAGCACAACGAUGUACCCAUCAUCCCUGGUGCCUUCUAUGCUGAGUUGGGUUUGGCUGCGUUCAUGGCAAGUGUCAAACCGAAAGUACCGCUCAGCUCACUACAACUGAGUGUUAAUUUUCACAGUCCAUUUGUUUUAACCCGGAAUUCACCUGAAAUUAAGUUGCAGCUAGAACAAACAGAGAACAAAACUAGUUUCACAGUCCUCUCCCCAUCUGCAACAUAUGCAUCAGGCACGGUGGUUUCAAAGAAAGAGAAGCUGAUGGAGGAGCAUUGCAUUUCACUAAGCUCCAUCUACAAAAGAUGCAAAUCUGUAGUGACUUCUCAGGAGUUCUAUGGGUAUCUCUCUCAAGGAGGCUUUCAGUAUGGAGAGGUCUUCCAGAAUAAGGGGGAUGUGCACUAUGGAGAAGAUCUCAAGGAGGCUUUUGCAGUUGUCACAGUUCCAGACGAACUGCAGUCUCAGUUGCACGACUACUGUAUUCAUCCUGUUGUGUUGGAUUUUCUGAUGCAGCUUCUCCCAGUUACAGUACAGCACAUUUUUGCUGGUAGACCAGGAUUUCCUGCAAAGAUAGGAAGUUUGACAGUCUCUGAACCCUUACAAGAUGAGAUGAUUGUCUAUCUGAGAGCAACUGAUGUUGGCAUUGAUCACUUUGAGGUUUGUGGCUGCUUUGCAGACAAAAAAGGACGAGUGUUGGUUGAGGUGAAGCAUGUGACAAUCAAGUAUCUUGGCAGUCACUCUCAUGUGGCUGAAGAGUAUUUCUACCAUAAUGACUUUAGUGUCAUCCCUGAAGGCAUCACAUCUGCUCCUCCGCCUAAGACCUUGGUCUUCUGCGACCAAAUAGGGAUCUCUAAAGGUCUGCAACAAUAUUUGGACUCAAUGACAAGAUAUGUUUCCUUCACAUAUGCAAAAGAUAUCUUGAGCCAUGGAUUUCCUUCUGUCUUGGCAAAUCUCAAUAUAACAAAUAUUGAGAAAAACUUUGAUGAGGUCUUAUUUUUGUGGGGCAAAGACAACCUCACUUCACAGUCGGCUGACAUUGUCCUGCAGAAUCUCGCAAGCUGCUGUGAGAUUUUCCGCCAAAUAGUCCUUGAACUAAAGCGAAUUCGUUUCCCAAACUCCAUCAGAGCAGUCACCUACUGUUCAUCUGCCAUCACAGUAGACCACAUAAGUCCAGGUUUUGCUCUCGCUGGCAUGACAAGGUCAUUUGCUGCAGAAAUACCAGAUCUUUUAUUUCAGCUGAUUGAUAUAAGCACUAUCUCUGCAAAGGACAUUGUAGCUCUGUCAGAGGUUCUAAGGUCAUAUCCUUGCAGAAAGUACCCAGAGUUGGUGAUAAAAGAUGGACUGAUUCUAAAACCUUCCAUUGUCCGUACUCCACCUGAAAUCACCAACAGUUCAGAUGGCCGCCUUACCGCUACGAUGUCUAAACCCUUCUUACUCCAGACAGCUGAGGCACAUAAGAUGACUCAACUGAGUGCCAUUCACUUUGAGGAGGCCCAGCCAAUAUGUGAUACAUCAGUUGAAAUACGACUCACUAAAAUAUGUGUUCAUUCAUCAGAUUACUUCCCUGUCAGUGCCUCACAUCUGAAAUUUGGCCAGACGCUGUACUGGAACAAACACUCAUCACAGAACCACAAGCUACUGGCUCUUGAUUUCAGUGGUACUGUUACAGCAGUCGGUAAAGGUGUAAGGAAAGUGAAAGUAGGAGACCACGUUGCUUCCUGUUUUCCUGUGGUGGCAACGAGUAAGGUCAGCGUUCCAGAGGAUGUGUGCUACAGCACCAAGUGGUUGCCAUUUCUUAAAAAAACACCCUGUGUCUCUUACUUUGUGCUAGCAUGGGAGAUCCUGCAUCGAGCCUUGCCCAAAGCAAAACGUAAUCUAGGAAUCAUAUCCUCUGUGCCUGAUUCUACUCUGAUGAAAGUCUUGGAACUCACUUCUUAUAAGUCAGGUUGGAAUGUGAUUGUUGGCACAUGCAAUGGCUCUUUUGUGGAUUUCAAUCAAAUGGAUGCAUUUGUCAUCCUGCCUCCAUUUGAUGAAUCUCUGAUUGCUAAAAUUUGCAACCUUCCCAGAGUCCAGCAUGUUGUCUUGAUCUGUGAAUCUCAGACUAAGAGUUUGCUUGCAGAGGAUGUGUUCCAAAUUGCAAAGGAAUGUGUUCGUGUCCAGACAAUUCAGAUGCCAGUCAUUUUGCAAAAGGGAUCCUUGAGUGCGGAAAGGCCACAUAUUUAUCACUGGCUGAAGUCCUUGAGCUUGAGCAGGAAGUUUGCCCUUGAAAGCUUUACCUUUCAGAGUGGGAAAUCAGAAAGCAGUGAGGGCCGUAAUUCAGAGAAACAACAGUCAUACUUCAAUUCAAAGACGCUGGCUGUUGUGGCUCUGGAAAAAGACAUCAGCAGUACACUGUCUGAUAUUCCGUUGCUGCAAGCAAAAAAACAGCUUUUCCAAAAGAGAGCAGUUUACAUAGUGGCAGGUGGUCUUUCUGGUCUGGGCUUUGAAACCGUCAAGUUCAUCUCGCAAAGAGGAGGUGAGUACAUUGUAAUACUCUCCAGGAGCAAGCCCACACCAGAAGUGCAGCGAGAGAUAAAAAAUGUGGAGAAACAAUGUGGAAACUACAUCACUAGCAUGGAGUGUGACAUAUCUGUGUCUGAGUCUGUGCACAAGGUUAUCAGUUUCAUUGGCCAGAAAAUUCCUGGUUGUCCAAUCAGAGGAGUGUUUCACAGUGCAGUUGUCUUGCAUGAUGGGCUGAUUGAGACCCUUGACAGAUCUCUUUAUGAGAAAGUUCUCAAACCCAAAGUAAGUGGGGCACUGAAUUUGCACCAUGCAACACAGCACUGUCAGCUGGAUUACUUUGUGUGUUACUCCUCCAUCUCAGCUUUUCUGGGGAAUGCAUCACAAACAAACUACGCAGCGGCCAACACAUUCCUCGACAUGUUCUGUCAGUACAGGCGCAAACUCGGGCUGCAAGGACAGUCUAUCAACUGGGGAGCUCUAAACCUCGGUCUCCUCUUGAACAAGGAACAUUUCCAGAGGUUUCUGGAGGCAAAGGGGAUGAUGGUGUUGGAUGUGGCCGAGAUUCAUAAAAGUCUGGAGCAAUGCCUUGUGCUCAAUCGACCCCAACAAGCUGUUUGCAGGUUUCACUUCAGAAACAUCAGGUUCAACGUCCUUUCACAAAAUGUAGCCUUGACCAUGCGCCUGUCUCCAUUGGUAGAGGAGGCUUUCCAAAAAUCCAAAGAGCCAUAUUCUCAAAUUAAACAGACUAAGUCUGUCCCAUCAAAAGAGUAUGUCAUCUCUCUGCUUUGUGAGACCACUGGCAUGGAUAAAAGUGAGCUGAACAAUGAAUCGCCUCUUUUGUCCUUAGGGAUUGACUCAAUGCAGGCCAUGACUCUGCAGAAUCGCAUCUUUCAGGAGAGAGGUGUGAAUGUGCCUUUGGUGAAACUGUUGGAUCCAAACGCCACGCUAUCAACAGUAGUAGCUAUACUGCGUGAAGCAGAUGAGAGUGAAAAUUUCAAUGAUGAGCCUCUUCCAGUUGGAGACAUUGAUGAUUAUUCUACCAGACUGUAA
Molecule: messenger RNA, 6303 nt
Organism: Chelmon rostratus (copperband butterflyfish)
Lineage: Eukaryota; Metazoa; Chordata; Actinopteri; Chaetodontiformes; Chaetodontidae
Product: highly reducing polyketide synthase srdA-like
Exons: 6
Coding region: 1-6303 (2100 amino acids)
Biological process (GO): fatty acid biosynthetic process
Molecular function (GO): 3-oxoacyl-[acyl-carrier-protein] synthase activity; fatty acid synthase activity
Source: RefSeq, a predicted model, not a curated record